CCGGCGUGUGUAGUAUGAAUGAACCCUAAUAUCAAUUGGUUUGGUUCGACUGUAUUGAUCGAUUGUUAAUGGCACGAACAGCGAGCAUAUCUUCUCCUUUACUCGAACUGAUGGAUUCUGCCGAGGGAGAAAAUUAUUACACAGAUCUUGAGCUUGCUGCUGCCAUUGGGAAAAAUUUGUUGGAAAGAAAUAAAGAACUUGAACUUUUGUUAUGCUCAACUCAGGACUAUGCAGAUGAACAAGUUCAAAAAAGUCAGUUCUUAACUCGUCAACUUGAUGAUGCAAGAGAAGUCAACGAAAGUCGUGUCAAACUGAUGGAACAGAUUGAGAAGAACCACGAACAGUUGUCGCGAAGCCAUGCCAAGCUUAAACGCGAGACGAAAUCCAUUCAAGAACACAAUGAAGUUUUGACAGAAAGCUUACAAUCUUUAGUUGAAAAAUGCGACCUAUACAAAUCAGAAAUGGAAGUUUUGAAACGCGAAAACAGCCAAUUACAACGCAAGUUAUCUUCGGCAUCGCUCCCUGAAACGGCCCCUGAAAGUGACCCGAAGCCUUGUGAAAAAGUUGAAAACAACAUACAAGAUUUGUCCGUUGUUAUCAAAGAGUUAAAAUUCGAGCAAGAUUUAGAGAAAUCCAUGAGAGAGGAAUUGGAAAACGAGCUUUCGCAAUUGAUAUUUGAAAACCAAAAUUUGGAACACAAACUGCGCUUGUUUGCAAAAAGUAAUCGAAACUCUUUUGUAGAGGAACAGAAAAUGGAGCAUGUGGAGGAAAGCAAUGGCGUCGAAGAGGAUGUUCCCGACGGAGUGGAAGAAGACGGGGAUUGUUCAAAUGAAAGUUUUGUUUUGGUAGAAGAGCAAAGGAUUGAAGAACUCGACAGCGAGCCAAGCUUAGAACAAUGCGAUAUCUCGUUUCUGGAUGAAUUGAAACAAUACCGAGAUUUGGUGGGAAAAUAUAAUUCUUUGGUCGAGAAGUGCAAGACCGAAGGUAUACCAUACGAAUCUCGUGAGAUGUGCACCGUGCAACGAGGGGUGCAGACCUCUCAUGAAGAGGCUGCGCUGUGUGAUAAGGAGGCGGUGGGGUGCGGGGUUGGGGCUGUACCCCAGUACAAGCAAAUGUUUGCAAGGUUGUAUGAGAAAAUUCGGGAGGGAAGGGACGACAGUUGAGGGAUUGUGGUUGAUGGAAAGGGUCGAGUGGUUGAUGCGUGUGGGUAAAUAUGACCGGGGUAAUGGUGGAUGUAAGGGGAUGGGUGUGUAUAAUUGUGGAGUGGUGAUGUUGGGAAUGGUGAAGGGUUGAUGCAAGGGGAGUUAUAGUGAUAGCAGGGGAAAGAGGAGAGAAGUAAGGAGGGUCACCAUGAUGUUGUGAGUAUUUCGAGUGAACAGACGAUAAGGAACAUGGACAAAGAAAAAACAAACUUUACAAACAAAUUGCAACAAUUUACUUAGUCGGAAUGUGAGAGAGAGAUUGAAAUUAUAUUAAUAAGGAUAAUAGAAUAGCAUAUAUAAACA
Molecule: messenger RNA, 1505 nt
Organism: Dendronephthya gigantea
Lineage: Eukaryota; Metazoa; Cnidaria; Anthozoa; Malacalcyonacea; Nephtheidae
Product: cerebellar degeneration-related protein 2-like
Source: RefSeq, a predicted model, not a curated record